Messenger RNA from Linum trigynum, 501 nucleotides. NCBI's taxonomy places the organism in Eukaryota, Viridiplantae, Streptophyta, Magnoliopsida, Malpighiales, Linaceae. The record is from the annotation of a GenBank genome assembly.
AUGCGCCUACUCUCAUGCACUUUUUACCCGCUUAUGCGCCCGGCUGACGCACAUUUUUUUUCCAGGCACAGUGUUCACCUCCGUCUACGACCUCAUUCGCUCGAAGAUCAAUCUCAUCCCCCUGCGCCUCGUGCACGCGAUAAGGCCAACAAGGCGCCCGCCACGCCGUCACAUCCUCUACACAAGAAGCCUGUGCAUGUGAGGAUUGUUUCCUCCCCCGCCGUGCCGGCGAACCGCGCGCCUUCUACUGCUGACACCGAGCCACCCCAGCCAUCAUACAACUCCCCCAUCCACAUUGACGACGAGAAGGCACCUCCCCAUCGCAACAGAGCCAGGGUGCCUCCCGCUCCCUCCAAGAUCGAGGCGCCUCUCACUCGCCCCGCAGCCAGAGCGCCACCUCCCAGACUCCUACAUGCGCCUCCCAGUCCCAGGCGCUGGAGAACAAGCCUGCCAAAGAGCCACUCUUCUCGGCCGCGAAAAAGGCUAAGUUGGACCGGGUGA